Messenger RNA from Durotheca rogersii, 2696 nucleotides. RefSeq lists its product as uncharacterized. Gene Ontology annotation, molecular function: oxidoreductase activity, acting on CH-OH group of donors; flavin adenine dinucleotide binding. The coding region runs from base 175 to 2601 and encodes 808 amino acids. NCBI's taxonomy places the organism in Eukaryota, Fungi, Ascomycota, Sordariomycetes, Xylariales, Xylariaceae. The record is from RefSeq and is a predicted model, not a curated record. The transcript is spliced from 10 exons.
CCCCGCCCCCUGCUCCCGGAAAAUCGGGCGAAGGACGCUCGCUCGCUGCUCUUAGCUUAUCCAAUGUCACGCCGCGAUGCCAUUUAAUAAUCCGUUCAGGCCCCCCCCCUUUCUGUGUACUCGACUCGCCACGCUCCUCCAGGUCUUGGAUGCUUGGCCGCCGACCCCCUUAAGAUGCCGUCCUUUGCCAACGUUGCGACUGCCGUGCUGGCAGCCGCUGCCUUUUUCCGGACCGGUCUCGCCCAAGACCCCGUGCCCUACACAGACCCCGAGACCGGGAUCGAGUUUGGAACAUGGACUCAAGGCGGGAUGACCAUCGGCCUAGCUCUGCCCGAGGAUUCUCUGACGAAAGACGCCACCGAAUACAUCGGGAUCCUGCAAUGCUCUACUGGUUGGUGUGGGAUAUCCCAUGGAGAGUCCGGGCAGAUGACGCAGGCCUUGUUGCUCGUUGCUUGGCCCUACCAAGAUCAAGUCUUAACGUCGUUCCGGUUCACGACCGGCUACAGCCUCCCGGGGGUCUAUAACGGAAACGCAACGUUGACCCAGAUCCGAUCUAGCGUCAACGCGACCGGCUUCGAGGUCAUAUACCGGUGCCAGAAUUGCUUUGCUUGGGACCAGGAUGGUGCGAGCGGCAGCGUCCACACUAGCAGUGGACUGCUUAUCAUGGGACGGGCAUCGGCUAAGACGGUUCCAGCGAACGCUGAAUGUCCUGUCAAUAUUCGAUUUGGACAGCAUGAUUCGUUUGGCCAGUAUGGUGCCCCCCUCGAGAGUGUCCCAAAGGCCCAGUACACCGAGUGGACCAAGCUGGCUACGAGAGUCGUGCCCGGAGACUGCGGUACUUCGCCUCCCGGCGAUCCCGGCUCGGGGGCCCCGGUUGCUUGUGCUGCCGAGAUGGCUGGUCAGACAUUCGACUACGUCGUCGUCGGCGCCGGCGCUGGCGGUAUCCCGAUUGCGGAUCGGCUGAGUGAGAGAGGCUAUAGCGUCUUGCUGCUAGAGAAGGGACCGCCAUCUACGGGAAUAUGGGGUGGAAACAUGAAGCCGCUCUGGCUUCAGAAGACAGACCUUACCCGGUUCGACGUUCCAGGUCUGUGUAACCAGAUUUGGGUCGAUUCAGACGGCGUCGCCUGUAGGGACACGGACCAGAUGGCUGGGUGUGUUCUCGGCGGCGGGACUGCCGUUAACGCCGGCUUAUGGUGGAAGGCCAACCCGAAGGACUGGGACGAGAAUUUCCCCCCUGGAUGGCGCAGCACGGAUCUCAGGGCGGCUACGGACCGAACUUUCCGGCGUAUUCCGGGCACCACGAGGCCAUCCCGGGACGGCAAUCUGUAUAUGCAUCAAGGAUUCGACGUCAUCGCCAAUUCCUUGAGGGCGGCCGGCUGGAGGAAUUUGCCGACCCCGAACAGCAAUCCGACCCUAAAGAACCACACUUUCGGCUCUACUACAUACAUGUUCUCAGGGGGUGAGAGGGGCGGACCGCUGGCCACCUACCUGGUUACGGCCGCCAGGCGGGACAACUUCGCGCUUUGGAUGAACACCCCGGCCCGGAGGGCUCUUCGGACGGGCGGGCACGUCACCGGAGUCGAGCUUGAUUGCACAGUAGCGGGUGGCGGGUUCGGUACCGUCAGCGUGACCCCCAACACCGGACGAGUCAUCGUUUCAGCAGGGACAUUUGGCUCAGCUAAGUUCCUUCUGAGAAGCGGAAUCGGUCCACAAGACCAACUCGAGGUCGUCGCUUCUUCUCCCGACGGGCCAAACUUCAUCGAAAAGGAGUCGUGGAUUAACCUGCCGGUCGGCGAGAACCUCGUGGAUCACGUCAACACCGAUACCUACUUUACCCACCCCGACGUAGUCUUCUACGACUUUUACGAGGCUUGGGCAACGCCGAUUGUUUCGGACAAACAACGAUAUCUCGCGAACCGCACCGGCAUUCUUGCGCAAUCUGCUCCCAAUAUCGGGCCCGUAUUCUGGGACGAGAUAAAAGGCGCGGACGGGGUAGUCCGGCAGCUGCAGUGGACGGCUCGCGUCGAGGGCGCCGACCAGACAGAGAGUAACAGUACCAUGAUCAUGAGCCAGUAUCUAGGUCGAGGGCAGACUUCUCGGGGUCGGAUGACCAUAAACGCUGGGCUGGGGACCGUCGUGUCGACGCCGCCGUAUCUCCGAGACGAGAACGACAAGGAAGCCGUCAUCCAGGGAAUCGAGAACGUGCGAAAAGCCUUGGGGGCCACAAAGGACCUCGUGUUCCGGCUUCCCACGCAAAACCAAACUACCAGGGAAUACGUUGAGCGUAUCGAGGUUACCUCGGCCAAGCGUCGGGCCAACCACUGGCUGGGGACGGCUAAACUGGGCCCGGACGACGGCCGCUUGGAGAACGGAACGGCUGUGGUAGACCUCAACACCAAAGUCUACGGGACCGACAACCUCUUCGUCGUCGAUGGGUCGAUCUUCCCGGGUAUGGUCACUGGAAACCCUUCGGCCAUGAUCGUGACGGCGGCAGAAUUUGCGGCGGACAAGAUCCUGGCUCUAAAGCCGCUGGUUCCCGUAAAGAUACCCAGGAACACCGGGGGAACAAUAAUAACGCUACUAACAGAAGGGUCCGAUUGAGAUAAUCGUAGACCUGGUAAUCAAGUCCCUCCUUCUUUGGGUCAGAUUCUUGUACAUAUAUGCCUGCGUUGCGGAGCACCCUACAAAAUUUGAGC